This is a messenger RNA of Cuscuta epithymum, 6949 nucleotides long. The record is from the annotation of a GenBank genome assembly. NCBI's taxonomy places the organism in Eukaryota, Viridiplantae, Streptophyta, Magnoliopsida, Solanales, Convolvulaceae.
CUUGGACAUUAGCCUAAAAAGUCCCGUGGUUUUUUCCCUUUCGGGUUUCCACGUAAAAACUGAGUUGUUCAUACACAUUUAUACAUAUAUUUACUAUAUCGUGUUGGAUUAAACUCAACACUGGCGCCGUCUGUGGGAAUCUGUCCAAAAAGAUUCAUGUGUUCUACACAAAAAUUCAUAGAAGUGGACUGAUUUCACCAAAAAAGAAGAAAAAAUUCUAAAGAAAAGAGUCUGGGGAGUCAAAGUCUGGAUUUCUCCAGAUCUGGGUUUGGGGUCACCGGAGCCGUAGUUACCCUUCCCGCCGCGGUGGAUCCUCCGGUGAGUCAGUUUGCACCAGACAGAGACCGAUAGCAGCAUCCCAGGUCUCAAGAUCUCGAUCCUAGGAGAACUCCAUAGCAGCAGCACCGUCAUCUGUCGCCGGCAGCGAGCUGAUGGACACCCCUCCGUCUGGCCAGUCGUUGCUCGGGUCCCAACUUCUCCGUCGACGAGGCUAGGAAGGAACUCCGGCAGAAAGUUCCCUGAUUUCCGCCAUUAAUGGCAGCUUCAAGUUCGGAGAGGUACGCUCUGUGGUCCAGCCAAACCUCCACCAGAGAUUAGCGCCCUUGGCCACCCGUGCUCCGCUGCAGGAGCCAUCUUCGCAGACUGCCGUCAUCAGGCUGUAUGUUCUGCUUGGUUGGGGUCAACGAGCCUGCAAGUGGGUUCUUCAUCCAACUGUUCCAAAAGAUGCUCCGUAUAAGUUGCUAUGAUCCUAAACUGACCACGUCCUGCAAGUUGAGGCCAGAUAAUGGAGAGCCAUUUUCCUUGGAGAGAUUUUGACCAAGUCAAAAUUGAGGGAGGGGUUUUUAUCUCAAUGCGCUAGAAUCUAUCUGGCCGAACAUACACCCCAUAAAGCUAAGUACUCAUACUCUGAGUUGGUGCGUUUAAUUAUCAAUGAUGAUAUAGAAUAAUAUUCUUGCUAUUAGUUAAUUUAAUUUUAUCACCAUUAUUUAUUAGGGAUUAAAACCUCCCGAAAUUAAAUACUGUCGAGCGACGCUCUAGUGAUAAUUAGCUUCACCGUCAUUAAAUUAAAUGACUGGUUAUUGUGGGCCCGUCGGCCCGCUCCUGAUCAACUCUAAUUAGCAAACGGAGUAUACUUGAAUGGCCUUUGAUAGGAAAGUAUCAUUGCUAUUACCGGUUAUAUCACUAGCUAUUAUUUAUUAGGGAUAAAAUAUCCCGAGUUAAAUAAUGUGGAGCGAAGCUCUAGUGAUAGUUAGUUCGGCCAAUAUUUUAUCGAAUAUUUAAUUUCUUGUGGGCCCGUUGGUCCAUUCUCGAUCAGCUUGAUUAAGCGAUCUGAGCGUCUCCAAAAGGGCGAUGCCCCGACGACGCAUUUUAGUUGGGGGGUUACGUAUUAGUCCGCACGACACCGAGUGCGCGAGCGACGAUCGUACCCCAAUAUCAUCUAUGCCAUUAGGCGCGAAGUGACUAUCGCCAGACGCGGCCUGUGGGGCCCCGAGGGCACCAAAGCGCUCGGCCUCGUGUUUCCGAGGGCGGUGCGACCAACUUGGGUCCGAGUUUGAAAAUUCACAGACCAAUGAGUAUUUCUAUGUGACGCUCGGCGGGCUGCUAAUUAGCCCCGCCGCGAGCUGCUACAUCCAUUAACCCCGCACGAUGAGCCGGGCCGAGGGUCACCAUAACCCAUAGGCCGGUAAUCGUGGUUAUUAGAGAGAAAGCCAUGCAGAUGAUUGCGUGUGUAUACAUAUUGUCGGGCCGUGCGGCCCGUUACCAUGCUUAUUGCGCAGCUGAAGCCGCUCGACGCGCUCGAGUGAAAUGAUUAGAAGACGCUCGGCCCGAGUCUUGAAUACGUGCAGGGCCGGCUAAAGAGGAGAGCAUCACGGCUGAGGACCGUGAGACGAGCAUCUCCACCUAGGGGCCGAGGGCCUAGAGGAGACCACCACGGUUGAGAACCGUGGAACGAGCAUCUCCACCCCAGAGACCGAUGGCCUAGGAAGAACACCUAGAGGCCGAGGAUCUAGAGGCGAAUGCCAUGACAGAGAAUCGUGAGACGAUCAUCCAUCACCCAGAGGCCGAGGGCCAAGAGGAAACCAUCACGGCUGAGAGCCGUGAUACGAGCAUCUCCACACCAGGAGCCGGUGGCCUAGAGGAGACCACUACGGCCGAGGGUCGUGGGACCAUCCUUACAUCACGACCGACCUCGCGGUACGGCGUAUUUAUCACCUGAAGACCGGUAUCAUCCCCGCACUGCGCGGAUGAGAGCCGUUGCACGGAUACACUUGAUCGGCCUCUCAUUGCCGACAUCAUUAUACCACGACCGGCCUCUCGGCUCGGCGUGCCUAUCUUUUGAAGACCGGCCUCGUCCCCGCCCUCGCGAACGAGGACCGUUGCUUGAUUUUUGGGAUCGGCCUCUCAUUGCCGACACUGUCACAUCAUGUUCGGCCGCUCAUUGCCGACACCAUUAUACCACGACCGGCCUCUCGGCUCGGCGUGCUUAUCUUUUGAAGAACGGCCUCGUCCCCGCCCUCGCGGACGAGGACCGUUGCUUGAUUUUCUCAGAUUGGCCUGUCAUUGCCGAUGUCAUUAUAUAUCACGACCGGCCUCUCGGCCCGACAUGAUUAUCAUAUUUGAAGACCGGCCUCGUCCCCGCCCUCGCGGACGAGGGCCGUUGCUUGUUUUCUCAGAUUGGCCUGUCAUUGCCGAUGUCAUUAUAUAUCACGACCGGCCUCUCGGCCCGACGUGAUUAUCAUAUUUGAAGACCGGCCUCGUCCCCGCCCUCGCGGACGAGGGCCGUUGCUUGAUUCUUUCAGGUCGGCCUCUCAUUGCCGACACUGUCAUAUCAUGUUCGGCCCCCGACCCGGCGUGAUUAUCAUCUUUGAAGACCGGCCUCGUCCCCGCCCUCGCGGACGAGGACCGUUGCUUGAUUUUCUCAGAUCGCCCCCCAGGCCGACACUGUUACAUGGCCACCGACCCCCUGGUACGGCGCCAUUAUCAUAUUUGAAGGCCGACCUCGUCCCCGCUCCUCGCGGAUGAGGACCAUUGCUUGAUUCUUUCAUAUCGGCCUCUCAUUGCCGACAUCAUCAUACCACGACCGGCCUCUCGGCUCGGCGUGCUUAUCUUUUGAGGACCGGCCUCGUCCCCGCCACCUCGCGGACGAGGACCGUUGUUUGAUUCUUUCAGGUCGGCCUCUCACUGCCGACACUAUCAUGUUAUGGUCGGCCUCUCGGCACGACAUAUUUAUCUUUUGAAGACCGGUUCCAUCCCCGCGAUGCGUUGGAUGAGAGCCGUUGCACGAAUAUAUCGGCCUGACCGGACACUAUUGCCAUCUCCAUUAUCAGGACCGACUGCUCAGCGACAUUAUGAUCAUUGUAUAUCGGCUCCCAAUGCCGACCUUCUUGAGUUAGCGAUCGGGCUCACCCCUCCCUUCAGGAGGGUGACCAUCGCCUUCGCAUGACGACCAGCGUCUCCAUCGCCUCGUCAUUAUAUUCGUUCGCUAUGCCACCACCAUUAUGUGUGACAUCCCGUGAUCCCUACGAGUUUCUUGGAUACCGAAUGUCUUCUUCGAAGCAAGAGCGCCGGUAGGACCAAGAACCAAGGACGAACGAAGAAUAUAGAUUGCCUCCCUCAAACAAAAAAAAAACAAAAAAAAAGAUGGGGAGAAGAGGAGGGUAGCUCCUAUGUGGAAGGGAAUCUUGCCCGGGCGUGCCAGAUCUUCUCCCACCACCGAAGACGAACGCCUCUCGAUGUAGAGGUUAGUAGAGACGCGGAGGGGGCUAGACGAACCAAGGGAGCUUUGCCAAGAUAAACCUGUUUAUCCCACAAUGACCAUGGAUCGAUGGACGUGGGAUAACAAAGUCGGGAACCCGUGAGGGUAAACCUGUUCGUCCCUGCGAGUUCCUUGGGUACCGAACGUCUUCUUCGAAGCAAGAGACGCCGGUAAGACUAAAAGGACCACGGACGAACGAAAAAGGGGGAAUCUCGAUGUAGAUAUACCUGUUCCUCAUUGCGAUGUCCGCGGAUACCGAACGUCUCUUCGAUGUAAGAACGCCGGUAGGACCAAGGACCAAUGACGAACGAAGAUUAAAAGACUCCAAAAAAAAAACAGAGAAAAAGAUGCCAGAAGAGCACGGAGCAAAGAAUGAUUUUAUCCCUCGGCGCUAUUGGCCGGGAAGUACAAACUGAAAAACAUAUGUAAAGAAUAAUUACAAAACUUAAGUACGAAGAAUGAAGUGGCCGACGACGAUCGGCUAACAUCAUGCUUUCUUUUGCCUUGGACGACGAAUACCAGCUCCCUAGAUCAGACGGGGGGACAUCGCCCAGAUUUAUUUCAGGCUCACCAUUCCUUCUUGGUAGACGAUCGGCUUCUCACAGCCAAUCAGGAUAGAGACUUGACACAUCACCAGCAUGGUCGAGGGCCGCGAGACGAUUACCACACACGAUUAUCACUAUUUUUAUGCAUCACGAUCGGCCUCUCAGUGCCAUCGUGUCUCUUUCACGUUCAGAUCGCUUCAUUCCCUCCAGGAUGGCGACGAACGUCUUAUGCAGUGCGAUCGGCCCCUCAGCGCCAUCGUACCUGGCUUCACGUUCGGAUCGCCCAUUUCCCUCCAGGAUGGCGACGACCGUCUUAUGCAGUACGAUCGGCCCCUCAGCGCCAUCGUACCCAGCUCACGUUCGGCUCGUCCAUCCCUUCCAGGGUGGCGACGAACGUCUUAUGCAUCACGAUCGGCCCCUCAGCGCCAUCGUGUCCAGACUCACGGUUCGGCUCGCCCAUUUCCCUCCAGGAUGGCGACGACCGUCUUAUGCAGUACGAUCGGCCCCUCAGCGCCAUCGUACCCAGCUCACGUUCGGCUCGUCCAUCCCUUCCAGGGUGGCGACGAACGUCUUAUGCAUCACGAUCGGCCCCUCAGCGCCAUCGUGUCCAGAUUCACGGUUCGCCUCGCCCAUUCCCUCCAGGAUGGCGACGACCGUCUUAUGCAGUACGAUCGGCCCUUCAGCGCCAUCGUACCCAGCUCACGUUCAGCUCGUCCAUUCCCUUUCAGGGUGGCGACGACCGUCUUAUGCAGUACGAUCGGCCCCUCAGCGCCAUCGUACCCAGCUCACGUUCGGCUCGUCCAUCCCUUUCAGGGUGGCGACGAACGUCUUAUGCAUCACGAUCGGCUUCUCAGCGCCAUCGUGUCUCUUUCACGUUCGGAUCGCCCCAUUCCCUCCAGGAUGGCGACGAACGUCUUAUGCAGUACGAUCGGCCCCUCAGCGCCAUCGUACCCAGCUCACGUUCGGCUCGUCCAUCCCUUUCAGGGUGGCGACGAACGUCUUAUGCAUCACGAUCGGCUUCUCAGCGCCAUCGUGUCUCUUUCACGUUCGGAUCGCCCCAUUCCCUCCAGGAUGGCGACGAACGUCUUAUGCAGUACGAUCGGCCCCUCAGCGCCAUCGUACCUGGCUUCACGGUUCGGCUCGCUCAUUCCCUCCAGAAUGGCGACGACCGUCUUAUGCGGCAUGAUCGGCUUCUCAGCGCCAUCGUGUCUCUUUCACGUUCGGCUCGGCCAUUCCUUUCAGGAUGGCGACGAACGUCUCUUAUGCAGCACGAUCAGCGCCCCAGCGCCAUCGUGUCUGGCUCACGUUAGGGUCGCCCAUCCCUUUCAGGAUGGCGACGAACGUCUCUUAUGCAGCACGAUCAGCGCCCCAGCGCCAUCGUGUCUGGCUCACGUUAGGGUCGCCCAUCCCUUUCAGGAUGGCGACGAACGUCUCUUAUGCAGCACGAUCAGCGCCCCAGCGCCAUCGUGUCUGGCUCACGUUAGGGUCGCCCAUCCCUUUCAGGAUGGCGACGAACGUCUCUUAUGCAGCACGAUCAGCGCCCCAGCGCCAUCGUGUCUGGCUCACGUUAGGGUCGCCCAUGCCUUUCAGGAUGGCGACGAACGUCUCUUAUGCAGCACGAUCAGCGCUUCAGCGCCAUCGUGUCUGGCUCACGUUAGGGUCGCCCAUCCCUUUCAGGAUGGCGACGAACGUCUCUUAUGCAGCACGAUCAGCGCCCCAGUGCCAUCGUGUCUGGCUCACGUUAGGGUCGCCCAUCCCUUUCAGGAUGGCGACGAACGUCUCUUAUGCAGCACGUCUGCCUCUCGGCGCUGACAUGCCCGGUUUAUCGAUGAGAGCCACCGCUUUCUAUCACAUCUUGCAUUCCCUCUCUCAUACAUUGCACCCAUACAUUACAUGCAUUCAUGCAUCAUACCUCAUACAUUCAUACAUACACAUGUGCAUCAUGUUUUGACAGUACCGCGACGUCGGUUUAUAGAUGCAUGGACCUCUAAGCUUCUCCGUUGGAAAGCUCGAGUCAGAGUCCUUUACUCUCUCCUGAUGCAUUCAGGGGGAGCGUGCCCGUGGAGGAGCACCCUUCACCCGACCCCGUCGGGAACGGGGGUGCCUCACCGGCAGCUUACGUUCAGGAGUGUGGACAUCCACUCAUAUAUUAUGAUUAUUCGAAGACACAGGUUCCAGCUAGACCGAGGUAAAGCGCAGGCAAGAGUAUAUUUUCUCGAGCAGAUUCGCACGCUCACUACUCAAGAAACUGGGGGACUUGUGUUGGGAUAUAUUAUCCCGGCCUAUUACUGUUCAGGAGCCCAAGACUUUACGUAGUACGGAGCCCAAUCAGUAAGGCCCAUUUUAGCCUAUCAGGCCUGUUACGGCCUUUGGGCCCAGUUUGGCCCAUUCGGCCCGUUAGGGUGGAGAGCCCCCUUUCCCCCUAUUCCCUAUAAAUAGGAGGUUUCCCUCCAUAUAAAAGGAUCCCUUCUUCUUCUCCCUCCUUCUUAGUUAGCUUACAAGACUCCAUUAAUGGGAGCUCAAAAUGUACUAUGUAAUGGUGAGGAGAGUCCUAAUGAGAAUUGAGAGGGCUUGGACAUUAGCCUAAAAAGUCCCGUGGUUUUCUCCCUUUCGGGUUUCCACGUAAAAACUGAGUUGUUCAUACACA